This is a messenger RNA of Yarrowia lipolytica CLIB122, 3660 nucleotides long. RefSeq lists its product as uncharacterized. The record is from RefSeq and is a predicted model, not a curated record. Gene Ontology annotation, molecular function: transmembrane transporter activity. NCBI's taxonomy places the organism in Eukaryota, Fungi, Ascomycota, Dipodascomycetes, Dipodascales. Gene Ontology annotation, biological process: transmembrane transport.
AUGAUGCGUACUCAAUCUGAUGAGCAUGUCGCUACGCGUUCUUCAUCAGCCAACAAACAGCGACAACGAGUGCGAUUCCCCAAAGACAACGAUCCCACCACAAAACGAAUUCUGUAUCCUGCAGAUGAAAACGACGAUGGACAUGAUGAUUCGGAUGAGAAGGAAACAUCCGUUGUUAUUCCGACUCCUAGUGUGGUAAUUGUAGGACCUGAUGGAGAGGAGCCUGCCAGCGCCCCCAUCUCCACUGGGUCUCCUGGUGCAGACACAGACGACUACUUUUCUACGCAUCCCAACAAGAAGAAGUCGACGCUCAAAUCUCCCGGAACUCCUACCACGUAUUCUCCCAGUGUUCCGGCUGGACGGGCCCGAUCUGCCACCGGAGUAACCACACACACCCCACCUAAGGGCAGUUCUCUGUCGUCCACUACGUUGAUGAACACUCUGUUGAACUCGUCUGGAUUAGGCCAGUAUGAUACAGAGUCGGAGGAGGACGACGACGAAGAUGAAGAGGUGACAUUCACUGCGCGACCACGUCAACCCGCGCAACCUUCCAACAGUGAGGAAGCUGGUCCCUCCGAACAACCACAAUUCCGAAUCGACAAGGUCAAGUCCAUCAGUCUGAUGCGAGCUCGACAGUCACGUGCCAGAGAAGCGCAGGAAGAAGAGACAGUGGCCAGUACCGACGACGACGGUGUGGGAAAUAACGACAUGUUCAAGAUCGACGACGACGCUCGUUCAGUCUCCACGGACGAAUCUUCUGAUGACGAAAGUGAUGCCGAUCGAGCUGCACGAGCCGAUGCGCCUCUAAUCGAACGAGAACGAGCCUCUGCGGCCCAUGUUGACGCUUUUGCCCAGAAUUCUGAACGAGGUAGCAACAUGGCUGUUGGAGCGGCUAUCAUGGGAGGUCUAGCAAGCUUUGGCAGUAUGAGUGGAGGAGGCAUGGCUCCUGGAGCUGUUGACCGGUCUUCCGAGUCGUCCCAGACAUUGGACGAUCAAAGAGACCAACGAGACUCUCACCUUGCGCUUAGACGAGAAAACGCGCUUGGUAUGCACAGUCACAGUGCUCCAGGUUCUGAGGAUCAUACUCCUGGAGAUGCUUCUGGAAACGCUUCAGCUGGUAAUCAUGACGAUGGAGAAGACUCUUUGGCUGGUCACGAUAUCAACGACAUUCCUCUGGUUGCUCUGGAUCGUCGUUUGGAGGACAUCAAGGAGAAGCGGGCUGAGGACAAGGAGAAGCGGGCUGAGGAUAAUGAGAAAGAGCGACAGCACCAUCACCACAACCAUCACCACCAUCACAGCUCUGAAACAGGCCCCAACACUGGUGCUUCCUCUCCAUUCUCUGAGGAAGAGAAGGACAGGGAGGCUGAGGAGGCUGAGAUUCUGCGUGAUCAGGCUCGAGAUCUUGUUAACCAACACAAACAUGCUGUCCACACUCCCGACGCCGAAGACGAGGAUUACGAUCCGUUUACAGCACCCGCAGUUGAUUACUUUUCGUCGAUUCAUAUCCACGAUGAUGAUGAAGAUGAAGAUAACCACGGCAACUUCCUUACUUACGAUGCGGCAGAUGGUAGUGUGACUCCCACGCACGAGGAUUAUGUUGCUCCUCCCAAGAGGUUCAAGCAGGGUGUGCUUGGUGCCCUUCUAAAGCUCUAUAAUGAAGAAGAAGGCAACAAGAGUACUUCUACCUUGGCUACUACAGUUGGGGACGGCACUUCCACCGGCGACGUCUCCCCUAUGCUAUAUGGGUCUGAACCCACUACUCCCGGAGGCACUCCCAUUGACCACCCUACCAAGUCUAAAACCAAGACGACCCAGAAGCUAGGCUUGAAGAAGAAGAAGAAGGAGCUGCUCAAGAUCAUCGAGGACCAGCGAAAGGAGAAGGAGGAGAAUAAGAAGAGACCUAAAUGGUACGAUAAGUCUCGAUCCACCUCCCCCAGUCCCGGAGGAACACCUGCUCCUCACCACCAUCAUCACAUUCCUGGUCUUCAUCUUCACCACCAUACCAAGGGUCACCAAAGAUCUCACUCGGAGGGAUACUUGGACGAAAUGGAAACAGCAGCAGGGGGAGGAGGAGAUGGAGGUGAUAAGCCACCAGACAGGCCGAGAAGUCUUAGAAGUGAGGCUCUUCGACCUGUCAAGGAUAUCAAGAAGCUCAACAAGAUGGCCAAGAACACGGGCAAGAACUUCAAGAAGCGAGAACGAGAACUCAAACGACGACGACGACAGGAGGUCAAGAUCACAGUCCAUAUUGCCGAGCUGCUUCAGAGACAGCGGUUUAUUUUGCGAAUGUGCAGAGCUCUCAUGUUGUAUGGAGCUCCUACCCAUCGUCUGGAAGAGUACAUGAAGAUGACUUCUCGUAUCCUGGAGAUUGAUGGUCAGUUUCUGUACAUUCCUGGGUGUAUGAUUGUGUCUUUCGGUGAUGCCACGACCCAUACUUCCGAGAUGCAGCUGGUACGAUGUGUUCAAGGUGUCAACCUAUCCAAGUUGCAGGAUACACACGAGAUCUACAAGGAGGUGGUCCAUGACAUGAUUGGCGUGGAAGAGGCGUCCAACCGACUGGAUGAGAUUCUGCGGUCCAAGAACCUGUACCCUCCCUGGCUAUGUGUCAUCUUCUUCGCCUGUGGUACUGGUGUGGUGUCUCCUUAUGCCUUUCGUGGCCGCUGGGCUGAUAUCCCCAUGUGUAUCAUUCUUGGAUCUGUUGUUGGUUUCUUCCAGAUCAUUGUUGCUCCUCGGUCCGAUCUUUAUAACAACGUGUUUGAGGUUUCCAUGAGUAUUUUGAUUUCCUUCUUGGCUCGAGCCAUUGGUACCAUUUCUUCUGGCGGCUCUCACCCCUUCUGCUUUGCUGCCAUUGCCCAAGGCUCACUAGCCAUUAUUCUGCCGGGAUACAUUGUGCUGUGUGGCUCUCUGGAGUUGCAGAGUAAGAACAUCGUCGCCGGAUCUAUCCGUAUGUUCUACGCAGUCAUCUACUCGAUGUUCCUCGGGUUUGGAAUCACGCUGGGAGCCGUGGUCUACGGAUGGUGUGAUCACAAUGCCACCCGUCAAGACAAGUGUCCCCAGCAGCUGGACCCCCUCUGGCGAAUUCUCUUUGUGCCUCUCUACUCCUUUUUCAUUGCGCUGGUCAACCAAGCCCGUAUCACGCAGCUGCCCUCAAUGCUUCUUAUUUCAGGCGCAGGAUACACGGUCACGUACUUUGUGGGAGCCAACAUUCCCGAUCCAGAUAACUCGUCGUAUUUGACGUCUGCCAUUGGUGCCUUUACCAUUGGUAUUCUUGGAAACCUGUACUCUCGUCUGGGCCACGGUCUUGCGUUUGCUGCCAUGCUUCCCGGUAUCUUUGUGCAGGUGCCCUCUGGUGUCGCCUCUCAAGGAUCACUUGUGGCUGCCAUUGCCAACUCCAACCGUCUGAUUGGCAACAAGAACGUGACCACUACAAUCAGAGAGACCAUUGUCAACUCCGCCACAUCCACUGUGGUUACUAGAGUGCAGACGUCUCUACUCACGGAAACAAGUACUGCUGCCAUUGAACAGGCUACUCCUGGAGGAGCUGCUAAUCUUGGAUUUACCAUGAUUCAGGUCGCCAUUGGUAUCACUGUUGGUCUUUUUGCCGCCACUCUUUGUGUCUAUCCUUUCGGUAAGAAGCGGUCGGGUCUGUUUACUUUCUAA